Mercurialis annua (annual mercury) is the source of this 1623-nucleotide messenger RNA. RefSeq lists its product as uncharacterized. The record is from RefSeq and is a predicted model, not a curated record. Bases 249 to 1394 code for a protein of 381 amino acids. Lineage: Eukaryota; Viridiplantae; Streptophyta; Magnoliopsida; Malpighiales; Euphorbiaceae. The transcript is spliced from 15 exons.
AAGCACAAAGCACAGUAAAGUUUGUUUUUAGAUUUUUGUGCCAAAAAGAAUUUUAACAGUUUUCAAAUUCUUACCCACUUCUUUCUUCUUCCUUGCACUUGCACCACUAUUAUCUCAAUUCUGAUCGUCCCUAUCAACUACUAUUAACCAUAAUUCCGGUAAAAAAAAAACUAUUAACCACAUUUCACGAAUCAUCACAAUUUUAACUACAGCUCCUAAUAUUUCUCCAUCAAUCUCUGUCACUAACAAUGCCAUCUACUGAUACAGACUUAGAUCUCAGAGUACCCAUCUCAAUCGGAGAUUAUAAUAAUAGCAACAGCAAUGAUAAUGCAUUUGCUGAUGUGAAUAACUUGGAGCAUUGUGCUAAGUAUUUAAGUCAGACUCUUGUCACCUUUGGUUUCCCUGCUUCUCUUGACCUCUUCGCCAAUGAUCCGGUUUCGAUUGCGAGGACUUGCAAUUGUAUCUACUCGUUACUUCAACAGAGACAGCGCGAUAUUGAAUUUCGAGAGUCUGCUAAUGACCAGAGGCAGAGACUACUAUCAGAUUUAUCUAGAUUGGAGGCAAAAGUUGAGAGGCUUGAGUCGCAGUUACAAGCCAAAGAUAGGGAGAUAGCAACAAUUACACGAACGGAAGCCAAAGCUACAGCAGCUUUUAAAGCUCAGAUUGAAAAGCUUCAACAGGAACGGGAUGAAUUUCAGAGGAUGGUUAUUGGUAAUCAGCAAGUGAGGACUCAACAAAUACAUGAGAUGAAGAAAAAGGAAAAGGAGUACAUAAAGCUACAGGAAAAGCUAAACCAAGUAUUGAUGGAGAAAAAGAAGGAAUCAAGAUCGGGGAUGGAGAUAAUGAAUUUGCUUCAGAAAGAAGGAAGGCAACGUGGGACGUGGAAUGGGAAGAAGACCGAUAAUGAUUUUUAUAAGAAAAUAGUUGAUGCCUAUGAAUCUAAAAAUCAAGAAUUGAUAACAGAGAAUGCUGACUUAAGGGCACUGUUGCGGUCAAUGCAGGUUGAUAUGCGUGAUUUCUUUAAUGCUCCAAAUGGUUCAGCCAAGCAAUCUUCAGCAGUCACUGAAAAAGUUGAAGCUGACCCCUCACAAUCUCCCUUGGGUGGAAAGACGGAUGUUUUUGACUUGCCCUUCCACAUGGCUAGAGAUCAAAUUGAAGAAAAUCUCCGUACUAAAAUGACUUCCAUAAAGGAGCGUUUGGUUGAAUUGCAAGAUGCACAUAAAGGAGCAGAACUCACAUCCGAAGCAUCUGAGAGAGAGCUUGAACUUGAAGCUCAACUCGUUGAGGCAAGAAGCAUAAUUCAGGAGCAGGCAUCCAUAAUGUCCAAGCAUCUAGCGAAAUCUGAGAGGCCAAGGGAAUCUAUUAUUUCAUCGCCAUCUGAGCAGGGAGUAUGAUAUUGCAAAGUGUUCUAUGGGUGAGAUUAUUGAAGGUUGUGGCUGUGUAAGUAGAUGCAUGACAGGUAGCAAGAAUGUAUAAUUCGUAUAUCUUGACAAGAAAAUGCAGAUUAGUUCUCUUUUUGUUGUAGUACUUUGAAAACUUAAGUGUAACUUGUAAGGUAUAGUGUUUAUGUAAUUAGUAUGUAAUCUUUUGGUUAAUUCGUAUAACCAAAUUCCUUCUAGCCUA